UUGCAGACAUUCCUGGCCUUAUCGAGGGCGCUCAUAUGAACAAAGGAUUAGGUCAUUCAUUCUUGCGUCAUAUUGAAAGAUGUCGUUGCCUGCUGUACGUUAUAGAUAUCUCCUUGGACAGUCCCGUCUCACAUCUUAACAUGUUAAAGACAGAACUAGAUUUAUACAAGCCCGGCUUGUCCUCGCUUCCUGCUGCCAUAGUAGCGAAUAAAAUCGACAUUUUGGAAGAUUUGUCAAAGCGGGAUUACAUCGGAACGCAAUUUAGAGACAUACCUUUACCGCUUAUAGCAGUGUCAGGAAAAUUAGGAACUAAUAUCGCAGAUUUAAAAAUAUUUAUUAGAACGUUAUAUGAACAAAAUGUCAACUAAAACUAACUGCAUACUUGAUGCUUCAAUAAGAAAUAAAACGUGAACAAAAUCCUUAACGUCGCAGGAGUCCAACAUG
Molecule: messenger RNA, 444 nt
Organism: Paramuricea clavata
Lineage: Eukaryota; Metazoa; Cnidaria; Anthozoa; Malacalcyonacea; Plexauridae
Source: the annotation of a GenBank genome assembly